Diachasmimorpha longicaudata is the source of this 2151-nucleotide messenger RNA. RefSeq names its product RING finger protein 37. Gene Ontology annotation, cellular component: nucleus. The record is from RefSeq and is a predicted model, not a curated record. NCBI's taxonomy places the organism in Eukaryota, Metazoa, Arthropoda, Insecta, Hymenoptera, Braconidae. Gene Ontology annotation, biological process: protein polyubiquitination. The transcript is spliced from 2 exons. Bases 538 to 2010 code for a protein of 490 amino acids. Gene Ontology annotation, molecular function: ubiquitin-ubiquitin ligase activity; ubiquitin protein ligase binding.
AGAUUGGCUCAUAAAGCAAUCACCUGACCCCCAGCCAAUGGGGUUCGUUGGCCCCAGGUUUCAUAGAAAUUUGUUUGUCAAUAUGAAAACAGUUGUUGCAAAUGUUUUUAUUAUUAGAUAGAAAAUUUGUAAAAAAUUUCCAAAUAUUUGUACGGAGCUUAUAGGGUUUAUUAUUCAUUUAUAAAUUAUAUUCGUUAUUAACUAAAUUGUUGGGGCAGAGAUUAUAGGGGAGAUUGGUGACGCUUAUGGAGCAGCUACAACCGCAAAAUUUAGUAGUGGUGGCGCAUGAACUUGUUGGUGAACGUGCCUGUCGGUAAGACAACACCUCGGAGAAUGUGAUUGUGGUUAACUGGGCUGGGAAGCUUUUGAUCUGAUCACUCAGCUACUGUCACUGUUAUGAUCUUACCAGUGUUGUCAACAAGUAUCUGACGUUACCAGGGAAAGUAAUAGAGAUUACCAUUCCCUCAAUUGAAAUGUCCAUCAAUACUUAAUUAAGACUCCAGUAUUUAUCAGUGUCAGUGUCAACAAGUGAGAGAAAUGUUGGUUAAUUUCUGUGAACACUCGUUGAAGACAACAGUCAGGUGUGACACGAUCACCACUGAAAGUUAUGAAGUUGAUAAUUUGCUUAAGAGUAACACGAAAGGGUUCUUGGCCUACUCCUGUAUAAGACCUCCGGUAAAUAUUGACUUCACUUUCAAUUGUUGGAUUAAAAUUCACCACAUCGUGAUUUGGCCGAGAAUCGGGGCCCAGAAGUCCUCAGGCUUUCGAAUCUUAGUGAGGAGUCAUCACCAGGAAGAGUUCAGGAUCGUCUCCAGCUGUUUUUUGAAGGGAAAUGAGGCUGGAGCAGUGUUUCAUAGGUCUGGUGUUGACAGCAGUGAAUUUGUUAAACCGAUGGAUUUUUCAAGUGCCUUUAUUGGAGGAGGUCAGUUGACUCUGGAGAAAAUCAAGUGUCUGAGGCUGUCGAUCGUUAAAACUGAGAAGUCAGUGCCUGCGAUCGAAAGGGUGGAACUAUGGGGGCUUGUUUCCGGGUGCAACAGUCAGGAUGUUGUGAGAGAGAUGGUGGGCCUCAUAAUGAGGCCUUUGGCGAGUAGGGGGAAGAGUUCGGUGCAAAAUGUUUCGGAGAAGGUCCCUGGGGAUGAUCGUGAGGAAGCCAAUGCCUUAGACCAACACACACCGAGGGAGCUAAUUACCUCUUUAGACAUUCCCGAAUCGUUCUUGGACCCAAUUACCUGCAGUAUAAUGCAGCAGCCAGUGAUCUUGCCCUCUGGAAAAGUAAUUGACCAAAGUACUUUAGAAAAAUAUGGUGAGAGCCAGGCUCUGUGGGGAAGAGCCCUGAGCGAUCCUUUCACCGGUGUUCCAUUCACUGAAGUUCAGCGCCCUGUUUUUGCAUCGACAUUGAAAGCGAGAAUCGAUAAAUUUCUAUCAGAGAACAGUAAUUUAUUAGAAAUCAAAUCGCUGCCAAGAGUAUUAGGAAGCAAUUGCAAUAGAAAAAUUACGAACAAUUUUAUCGAUUUGAAGAAAAUAGACUCCGGAAAUAGUUCAAUUUCCCAAACACAUGUAUUAAAUAAUUCAAGUAAUACUAUACGAGGUACACUGCCAAUUAGGUCAUUAAAAAGAUCUGUUAACAAAUAUAAAAUUCCAGCUGUUGCUCAGUAUUCGCUAAAUUCGCCACGAAAUAAUUCUCGACAAAAUUUAAUUGAUAGUGAAAAAAAUGUUGUUGAUAUAAACCGCCCAGGAAAUUGCUCGAGAGUAGACGACAACUUAGAGAACGAUUUAAAAUUUGUGAUGUCGAAUUUGAGACGUUUCAAUGAAGUUGAAAAAUCUUUGGAGCCUGCAGAAGUUACAGUGAACAUCUGCUCCUGCUGUGAUUCGUACAAUUACUACUACAAAUUUCCUUGCAAUCAUUUGAUCUGCCGUAAACAAUUAAUUUCAACUAAUACAAAGGACUUGAUAUGCAAAGACUGUGGGGUUCACUACAGUUCUAGUCAGAUUGAAAAAAUAAACACGUAAAACUCCACAAUAUAGGAAAAUCGAAUGUAUUUUUUACUUAUAUAUUUAGACAAUAAAAAUUAGUUAAUAACAAAACACUCUUUAUACAACACACAUCCCUCUACCUAAAAUAAAAAUAUAUUACUUCAUCUAAUUACAAAA